Molecule: messenger RNA, 2983 nt
Organism: Ctenopharyngodon idella (grass carp)
Lineage: Eukaryota; Metazoa; Chordata; Actinopteri; Cypriniformes; Xenocyprididae
Gene: mchr2b
Product: melanin-concentrating hormone receptor 2
Exons: 2
Coding region: 264-1304 (346 amino acids)
Biological process (GO): neuropeptide signaling pathway
Cellular component (GO): membrane; neuron projection
Molecular function (GO): neuropeptide binding; G protein-coupled receptor activity
Source: RefSeq, a predicted model, not a curated record
UACGCACAGAAGCUCCUGCUUAGGGGCACUUAUAUGCACUAAAACAAUAUCUCAAAAGACUGAGGCAUCGGCGAACUGAAUGAAAAACAAAGCAGAUGAAAACGGGACGACAACUGACACCCGAGGGAGACUUUUUACAACUUUAAACGGUUUGAAUAUGAAGUAGGGCUCUGCGUAAAAGCUUGCGUAAUCGUGUGCAGACCAGACUAAGACUACAAAUUUUCAUAUUUAUUUAUUCUUUUUUAAGCAAAAAGUUUUGUAAGAUGAACACCUCAGAUAUUUUUUGCGAUUCCGAAUUUGCAAAUUCUUCCAACUUUUCGUGUGUGAACCGAACCGUCCCGUCGUACAGCAUCAUUGACAUCGCGUCUUUCAUGCACAUAUUCCCCACUAUCUACGGCAUCCUGUGUUCAGUUGGAGUUCUGGCCAACAGUUUGGUCAUCUAUGCUGUGGCAGCAUGCAAGAAGAAGAUGGUCUCUGAUAUUUACGUUCUGAAUCUGGCCAUUGCAGACCUGCUGUUCUUGUUGGUGAUGCCGUUCAACAUCCAUCAGUUGGUCAGGGACAGACAGUGGGUCUUUGGGCACUUCAUGUGUAAAGCUGUGGUGGUGGUGGACGUCAGUAACCAGUUUACCACAGUGGGGAUAGUGACUGUGCUCUGCAUUGACAGGUACGUUGCAAUUGUACAUCCUACAUCUGAAAAGAGAACCAUUCAGUGGACCAUCGUCAUCAACAUUAUGGUGUGGGUGGGCAGCUUCCUUCUGAGCAUCCCAGUCAUGAUAUAUGCUAAAGUCAUCUCCAAAAAGAACAUGGACAUCUGUAUGAUUAACCUGGAUGGGCCACAAGAUAUGUACUGGUACACGCUCUACCAGUCCAUGCUGGGUUUCAUUGUCCCCCUGAUUAUAAUUAGUACAUUUUACACUCUCACUUUGUACCACGUGUUCCGCUCCAUCCGGCGGGUCAAACGCAAGCAGUCAGUGUGGGCCAAACGGGCCACUAAGACAGUUCUGAUGGUGAUCGGCCUAUUCCUGGUCUGCUGGUCUCCCUACCACGUCAUCCAGGUGAUCAACCUUAGCAUCUAUCAGCCCACCACCGCCUUUGUGUACGCGUACAACAUCAGCAUCUGCUUAAGUUACUCUCACAGCUGCAUCAACCCCCUCAUGCUGCUGAUAUUCGCCCAGAACUACCGCGAUCGCCUCUGCCAUCGCAAAGAGCUACGGUCCCAGAUCAGCUCAUCCAAGACCACCGUCAAAACCGACGGAGGGUCUAGCGUCAGCCCGGACACCAGUCACCGUUGCACUGUCAUCUAACGCCCGCCGAACUUUGCCCGAUGUGCUACCUGAGGAAAACUUCAAGAAGGCCUGUAAUGCAACACUUGCUGCACGGGUGUCAGUUGCACUGUAGACUGUUUCUCAAAGGGGAAAACUGUGAAAUUAAACGCCACAGUGAACUUUCAGGAGGCAUGAAGGAGUGAGUCAGCACUCGACUAUAUGUUUGUGGUUUGUCACACUCUGGAAAAGUGAUUUUCAAUGUUUACUGUUACUUUAUCUAUUAUUUGUUGUGUAAUGUUAAUUUAUGAGUUGUGUUCACCCAAAAACUAAAGUUCUGUCAUCACGAGUCACGUUCUGUAUGACAUUUUGUGCUGUGAAACACAAGGAAAAAGGUUGAAAAAUUGUCAUACUUUCCAAGCAAUUACAAUGAAUAGAGAAUGAGGCUUGGGAACAAACUGAAAUUCAAGUGAGUAUCACUGAUCAUUUUCAUGAUUCCCCUUCAACCGUUACAAGUAGAGUCAUUGAAUCAGUGAGUUAAACUCAAGAACUAGAUCAGUUCAGUUUGUGAAUGAAUCAUUCAGAUUGGUUUAGUGAAUUGCAUCUACUGAUUCAUUCUAACUCAAAACGAUCCAUACACAAGAUUUGUUUUGCUAUAGUAUAACUUCAGUAUAGUGCACAAGUCAUUUGGACCACUUUUAUGAUACUGUUAUGGUGCUUUUUUUAACUUUAAAAACUUCAGUGCUUGUUCAUUGAAAAUGCAUGGCAUUGCGCAUUCAGUACAAUUUUGCAAAAACUUUUUUCUCUUGUGUUCCACAUAAUGAUCACAGAAUUUUCAUUUUUGGGCAAACUAUCACUGUAAAGACAAUUAAAAGUGUUUUGUUAUACUGUAUUGGUGGCUUUUGUUUGCAUUGUUGGGGAAUGAUAGACACAAUAAGAGAACCAUCAGACUUUUAUGUAGAUGUCAAAUAAAAUGUCUUUGUAAUAUGAAAUAAAAGCAGUGUUUUUGUGGGUAUGUAUCGUGCUGAAGUCUAUUAGUGAGUAAAAUAUGCAAAUAUUCUGAUCUAAGACAGGCAUAAUUGAUCAUAAAUAUGGCAUUCUGCUUUAAAUUUCACUUUCAUACAUGUGUAGAUAUUGGCCUAACUUUAAAGUGUUUUAGAAAAUAUAUUACACAUUUAAAUAUCUUAAAUGUCUUUGAAGUCUUGCUGUCAUGCAUGUAUAGCUGUCUGUUUAAUCUUCACUUAGAACACUGGACAAGAUAAAAUAACCCUGACUGUAUGAUUCUGAGCAUUUUAUUACAUGAAUUCACAAUGAUAUCAGUGUGAAAUUCUCGAUGUGGUUCUGUGUUUCCUUUUUUUCUAAGAAGCCCCUGCGGCCCAAGUGAGAACAGUCAUGUUCACUGUUAACGUGUGACACUUAAACUAUGUGUGACCAGUCACAUUUCAGUCUUGCCACCCUCAAUCAACACAUUAUGAUGCCUGGCAAACAAACAAAGAACUGUGUAUUAUUUCUCAUAAAAUAUAUUAUUGCGUACAUUGACAAAUGCCUUUUUUAGUAGGGAAGUCAGAGAGAAAAGGCAGAUGACAAAAUUUUAGGUCAUUUGCUAUUCAGGGAGAAAAAACUAUAUUUCAUGAUCACUGUUUUAACAUUUACAUCCUGUUUCUUGUCUGUCCGUACUGUCCUGAAGGCUUUUGUUUUUUUUGUGCUAUAAAUAAACUCAA